Cinclus cinclus is the source of this 2499-nucleotide messenger RNA. It is a transcript of the gene HMGB3, whose product is annotated as high mobility group box 3. The record is from RefSeq and is a predicted model, not a curated record. Gene Ontology annotation, cellular component: nucleus. The transcript is spliced from 5 exons. Gene Ontology annotation, biological process: regulation of transcription by RNA polymerase II. Lineage: Eukaryota; Metazoa; Chordata; Aves; Passeriformes; Cinclidae. Gene Ontology annotation, molecular function: DNA binding, bending. The coding region runs from base 532 to 1140 and encodes 202 amino acids.
CUGGGGAUCCCUCCCGUCAGAAUCCCCCCCGGGAAUGCUACCGAGGCUGACCCUAGUUCCCCGUGGCUCCGCGGCGCUGGAUCCUCGGCGGGGCCGGUCCCGGUGGUCCCGGAGCCCCGCGGUCUCCGCUCGGUACCGGGUGGUGGGGCGGGGGGGGGUCAGGUGCGGGAAGGUCCCCCCGGGGUCCACGCACGUGACGGGAGCUCCGCGAGGCGCGCGACCCCCGCGCGCCAACCCCGCCGCCCCUCUCGCUCCCGGCGCGCGCCGCCCGCGCUCCCCCGGCCCCCUCGGCGGGCGCUCUUUUUGAAUGAAUGACCUCACCCGCACCGGCCAACCGCCGCGCGGCCCUGCUUAAUAUUCAUGAGGCGCCGCGCCAAUGAGCGGGCGAGGAGGUUGUUUUAAACGGCAGAGCCCCGCAGCCAAUCAGGCCGCUCUCGUAGGCAGCCAACGCGAGGCUGAGCCGCGCCGAGCCCCGCGUCGUGCCCUGCGCUCCGCUCCUGUCCACACUACCGCGAACAAUACAGAGUCAAGAUGGCUAAAGGUGAUCCGAAGAAGCCCAAGGGCAAGAUGUCUGCCUAUGCCUUCUUUGUGCAGACAUGCCGUGAGGAACAUAAGAAAAAGAACCCAGAGGUUCCAGUCAACUUUGCAGAGUUUUCCAAGAAGUGCUCAGAGAGGUGGAAGACCAUGUCAAGCAAGGAAAAGGCUAAAUUCGAUGAAAUGGCGAAGGCUGAUAAGGUACGAUAUGAUAGAGAAAUGAAGGACUAUGGACCAGCUAAGGGUGGCAAGAAGAAGAAGGACCCCAAUGCGCCAAAACGACCACCGUCUGGCUUCUUCCUCUUCUGUUCAGAGUUUCGCCCCAAGAUCAAGUCUACAAACCCUGGCAUAUCUAUUGGGGAUGUAGCAAAGAAACUGGGUGAAAUGUGGAAUAACCUCAGUGAUGGUGAAAAGCAGCCUUACAAUAAUAAGGCAGCUAAGCUUAAGGAGAAGUAUGAGAAGGAUGUUGCAGACUACAAGUCUAAAGGAAAGUUUGAUGGCGCAAAAGGAGCAGCAACCAAAGCUGCUCGGAAAAAGGUAGAGGAAGAAGACGAAGAGGAGGAGGAGGAUGAAGAAGAGGAGGAUGAAGAUGAUGAUGAUGAAUAAAACUGUACAAUACUUGUCUCCAUGUGAAUACCAUAGAGUAGGGGAAACACCAUAAAUGAAGCACCUCUUAUUUGAGAUGGUGUCUCUUGCCCUUAUUAGGCUUAAUUAAAAAAAAUUGGAUUCUGAUCGCGUUGUAGUUUCUAAAAGUGCUCUAGAAAUUGUAACUGGUUUACAUGAAGUGGCCAUGGGUGUAGUGAGCACCCUGAAACUGUAUCAAAGUUGUACAUAUUUCCAAACAUUUUUAAAAUGAAAAGGCGCUCUAGUGUUCUCCUAACUCUGUGCACUUUGCUGUUGGUGUAACAAAGCAUUUAAAAAUGUUUCAAGCAUUUUUUUAAUUUGUAAGGUGGUGUUACUAUAUGGUUAUUGGCUAGAAAAUCCUGGGUUAUAAACUGUACAUAUCUAUAGUUUGUAAAAACUAGACAGAUUCUUGUGGUACAUGCUUAGAGUGAUGAUGCCUUAGAGGAGCAGUGAUUACUUGGAAAGGCUGUACGUUCCCCGGGGUGCCAUGGCCCAAAGCAUGCACUGUGAGGGUAGAUCUAUUUACACUACAGUGGGCGUCCAUUUAGCUUAAAGUUGUCUUUCUGUAUAUAGUGAAAUAGCAUUCUGCUGCCAUUCUUAGUUGUGGAAGGGGGUUCAGCUGGCAUGAGAAGUGUAUGGGUUUUUUAGUUAAGUGCGGUAGUUUUUAAACUGAAACUGUAGACAUCUCUUCAUGGUCAACUGAGUGAAGAGCCAGUGCAGCAACUGAAGUUCAAAAACACUCUGUACUUAAACAAAUUUGCAACGUUCUGUUUUUUUUUGUAUGUUUAGAAUGCUGAAAUGUUUUUGAAGCAAAAUAAACAGUAUUACAUUUUUAAAACUGUUCUUGACAACACUCUAAAUUUCUGGUUUAAGAGGAUCUUAACAACAGCAAGAGGUUCAUUUUGAAGUCUGUGGCAUCCCUCAGGGCUGGUGACUUAGGAAACAUUCUGACUCAAGGAUUAAAAAAAAAAAAAAAAAAAAAAAAGAAAAAAAAUUAAAAAUAGUGGCCAGCCAAAACUGGCUGAAUUGAAAGAGAUGGCUGCUCCAGCUAAUAUGCAAUCGUAACUGUUUAUGGCUGAGUGGCAUAAGAUGCUAUGCAAGUUUGAACUUUAUUACUUGAACUUGGGAGCCUAAAUGAACAUUCAUGACGUAAUUGUUUGUUUGUGUGUGUAUAUAGCAGCAUUCAGAGAUGCAAAGAAAGGUAGGUGGCUAGGAAUGAGGCUGACACCAUGGAAUAAGUAUAAAAGCAUAGUUUGGAUUUUUUCAGUUGUGUUGGGUAAAUUUAUAGCCCAAAUGCAUUGCUGUACAUAUUAAAAUGUGCCUUUUUUGUCCUGUGUUAAA